Molecule: messenger RNA, 851 nt
Organism: Humulus lupulus (European hop)
Lineage: Eukaryota; Viridiplantae; Streptophyta; Magnoliopsida; Rosales; Cannabaceae
Exons: 3
Coding region: 107-658 (183 amino acids)
Cellular component (GO): mitochondrion
Source: RefSeq, a predicted model, not a curated record
GCCUGGCGUUCUCUUCCUUCGGUCACUGGGGUUCUUCAGUUUCGCAGUAAAGCUGGAGUCUUGAGUUGUUGUCCGACUCGAAGCCGAAGCCGAAAUCGACAGAGAAAUGGGAUUUGGAGCUUUAAGAUCCAUUAUUCGACCACUGUCGAGAACCCUAGCAGUAUCCCGCUCCUCCGUGUGCGCAACGACGCCGUUUUCUGCCACUUCAGCCUCAGUGAAAUCGGAGUUCCGAUCAGUUAUCGGUAGUCCAUUUCGCAGCCAAGUUCCAUGGUUUCCAAUUGUGAACCAUUUACACAGCUUAACAGAUACUCGCUUCCCAAAGCGACGGCCUGUCGAUAAGUCUCGUCGAAAGAGGGCCACCAUGAAACCCCCAGGACCUUAUGCCUUUGUUCAAUAUGUUCCUGGUGAACCAAUACGCAACAGACCCAAUGAAGGAAGUGUGAAAAGAAGGAAUGAGAAGAAGCGUAUUAGGCUACGUCUUGCUUUCAUUUCGUCAGAGAAAAGGAAACGGAAGGCUGAGGUGCAAGAAGCUAAAAGGAAGAAGAACAUUAAGAAAAUAGAACGAAAAAUGGCUGCGGUGGCAAGGGAAAGAGAGUGGGCUCAAAAACUGGCUGAGUUGCAGCGGCUCGAGGAAGAUAAGAAAAAAUCCAUGGCUUGAUAUUAUUAUCACAUCGAACCUCAUUAGGCAGCUAAUUAUGCUUUUGUUUGGGUUUUUUUUACCUCACUAGCAGUGAGAGCAUAUGAGAAUUGAUUUUUCUAGAUCAAUAACUUGCAUUGCAACAAUUUAUAUUUAGAUGCACUUAGUCUGCUUGUGCGGCAGGGUAUGAAAAGAGAAAAAGGACUUCAUUUUU